UGAGUGCUAUAUGUAAUAUAAAAUAUAAUUAAUGCUGUGUAAAAGAUAUAAAAUAAUUAAUUGGAUAUCGUCAUAAAAAGAUGUGCUCAAUUUGUGCUCACUGAGUACAAAAUUUCCUUCGAUACAUCACAAUUCAAAAAUUAUCGAUUAUGACUGUGACAUUUUUUAUUCAUCAUAUUAUAAGCUACAUUGUUAAGCCUAUUGCACAAUGAAAAGCACAAGCAAUAAGAACGGAAUAACAACAGGUAAUAGAUUUUAGAACUUCUGAUUGAUUCGCAGAUAUUUCUCGUUCUGAUUGGUUGAAAUGUAUUACUUGUUGUUAUUCCCUGUUCUUAUUGCCUGUGCUUUUCAUUGUGCAAUAGGCUUUACAGUCGCAAUGAGUCGAGUAGCGAGUAGCAUGCGUCGGUCGAGAAAUCGAUCUCUUGAUCUUUCGAUUCUCGCAAGCAGUCUUGAUACAUAUGUGUAUGUACGCUUAACUUUGUUCGUUCGUGCCGAUAAGAGCUCCCUUCUGUAAGAUAUCUUUAAGAUAGAGUUGCGCGCGCCACGGCUACUUGCUCAGGCAUUGGUCGCUUGAGAUGAAAUCAUUGGCUGUAAGAGAUCGCGCCACAGCGUUACCGGUGAGUAACGCUAUGGGCAUGGAUGCAACAUGACGCGUUUCGGCAUUCGUUAGACCGCUGCUAUGGUGAUCACACGUUUCACAAAGCAGUACUCGUUGACGCCAGCACGAAAUCAAAGGUGCAAAGAGGACAGACGACCCUCUCGCAGAAAGUAGUAUUCUUGGCAUCAGCACGGGAUCAAAGGUGCGGGAAGGACAGACGACUCUCUCGCAGAAAACAGUAUUCCUGAGCACCAGCACGGGAUCAAAGGUGCAAAGAGGACAGACGACCCUCUCGAAGAAAGUAGUAUUCUCGGCGCCAGCACGGAAUCAAAGGCGCGAGAACGACAGACAUCCCUCUCGUAAAACGCAGAAAUUCUGAGCAACAGCGCGAGGUCGCAGGCCAGAAGAAGACUCAACAGCAAUUGAACAUACGAUUCAGGAUUUCGAUCCAGGUUAGUAAGCCCCAGUUCCUACAUUCAAUCCUCGUGCAAGCAAUUAUAACCUUAAUUCACAAUCUCCAUUCCUAUCUAAAGUUAACUUUAAUCAUAACUUCAAUUACAUCGUAUUUGGCACAAGAGCAAACAAGCAAAUAAAACAUGGAUGAAAAAUUAACUGUGAAACGACUUAUAUUAAAGAGACAGCUAACCAAUUUUUUCAAUUACGCCAGAAUAUGCGAGGGUGAGUUUUCACGGUUACAAGAGCAUUAUGAUCGAGCACCUAGUAUUUGGCGACAAUUCGAAGAAGUGCAUCAAGAAAUGGAGUACGCCCUCCACGACGAGGGAACUCAGCAAGCCAUCGAAGAACACGCACAAAUCAAGGAAAAAUGCGAAAGCAUGUAUUACGAAGCUUUGGCUACAGCACAAGCAAAAUUAAAAACGUUAAAUAUUCAGCAAAACGAGCAAGCAGAAGACACGUUGAAAUUAAAACUUCUCUUAUUAACGAUUCAACCUUUCCACGGAGAAUAUGAUAAAUGGCUGACAUUCAAAGACGCAUUCUUACAGAGCGUCCACAGUAAAAAUCUCCCCGCUAAUCAGAAAUUUCAGGUACUUCAAAAUCUGUUAAGGGACAAAGCACUCGAGGUUAUCGCGGACCUUGAAGCCUCGGAUGCUAAUUACGCCAUUGCAUGGGAGUUGCUAAGAAAGCGAUAUGAAAAUAGGAGAUUGAUAAUCAACACGCACGUGAAAGCAUUAUUUGAAUUAACGCCUAUAACCAAAUCAAAUCACAUCAGCUUCAGGAAUAUGGUCGACGACGUGCGAACUCACAUUCGUUCUCUCCAAGCUUUGAGACAGCCAGUAGAACAUUGGGAUACUGUGGUCAUAUAUUUGAUGACUAGCAAAUUCGACAACUCAACGAAAGAGGAAUGGGAAAAGGAAAUCAGCCAAAAACAGCAUAAUCAAAUGCCUACGUUAGAAGAAAUGCUGACUUUUUUGGAUAAGCGUUGUUUGAUGCUGGAGAAGACAAAUAAAAGUAAAUCGCAAACAGAGUCAUCGAUGGGAAAGAAAACGGACAAGAAAGUAAUGUUGACAACAACCACAACGACGUGCCCACUCCCACUGAAGAAGAGCCAACAUCCAUUGCCUAGGUCAGUUAACAUUCUAAUAAAGUUCUUUGAAUCUAUUUGUAUCAGUAACGAUUCUGCCAUUAUCGCAUCAGGACCUGAUAUUUUAUUACCCUGGCUCUCAUUGUUCCUCGUCUAUGGGGAUCUGUUUGUUGCUACUUAUUGUGAGUAUAUCUGUGAUCACGAUGAUGAAAUAUGGCUGACAGAUGACGAAGCCAUCCUCUCUGAUCUCAUCAUUCUAAGCCCACAUAAAGAGGGUUACAAAUUUUAUAGACAAGAUAUCAAAGCUACAUGUCAUUUAAUUAUGAUAUCAAUAAAUAAAACUUUCUCUGAAAAUAUGAGGGACACACAAUUGAAUACAUAUAUAAAAAAGCGCUUAUCAGCGGUUUAUAGUACUUUAGGGUGUCGUAUUGGGAAGAUAAAAGUACAUCAGAAUUUCUUUUCUAAAAUUUCGAGUGUACUCAGAACUCUACCAAAGUUACGACAUGCCAUGUUUUUUAUGUUAAAGUACAAUCAAAAUAUACCAGAGUUUGCGACUGGGAUAAAGUUACUUGCAUACUCUGGAAUGAGAACCGUAACAUGCAUGAGCAACUUUAUAGACUUGCGAUUAGAUCAAAGAACCCUCGCACAUUCUGACCCACAAAUAAUGGAAGAAAUAAAACUCUUUAUUGACACUGUCAACAAGAAGAAAGCUGAGCUCGGAGAGCUAUAUCCAUAUAUGAGAGUAUUGGAUCUAGAAGAUAAAGAUCUCAAUCUAAACAGAUUCCCGAACUUAGCAGUUGCUUCUGUCCAUUAUUAUAAAACUUUUGGUGCAGAGACGUUUCAACAGCUAAUUACCCCUAAUAUGAAUGUAACAGUGUCAAACCUAAUAGAAAAGGCAAUAACACUUGAUGCCAGAUAUACUUACGAAGAUAUUGAAUAUACAGAUAAUCAGAAAAAGGUAGCAGAAAUGAUUGGUCUUGAUCUAAACAAGUUGAAAGAAUGGAAAGCAAAUAAGAGAGCAAUGAGAGAGAGAAUGGAGAACAAUGAGAGAAAUGAGUAAGUCUCCUGAAGAACAGUGGAGGCAAAUGUUAUCUCAAAGAAGUUCAAUUCUCCCAAGCACUUCAAGAAACUAAUUGAUUAUAAAAAAUCAGGACAAGUCAAUAUGCGUUUUACUCUUGCUUUAAUAUCAUACUUAUUUUAGUGUUUCUAUUAUUUGUAAAAUUCAGAUAUGUUACUUAUAUUUUAAAUUAUACAAAAUUCUUAUUUUUAUCAUUUUACUCCAAUAGCAUUAAGGUCAUCAUUAUUAUUUGAAAUUUCAAAUUAUGAGUGGAUAGAUUACUUAAGUUAUAUAAAAUUUUAUUGUUUAAGUAUGAUUUUACAUAAUUUUCUCAUAAGACAUUUUCAAUUAUAUAGAUAUAUUGAUAUUGACUUUUAUUUUCACGAAUAAUAAUUUAAGGAAAAAAUCAAAAUUCAGAGUAGCAGGCAAUUCUAGCAACUCAGAAGAUUGAAUGGAAAUUUUUGCCCUGAAGAUCACCUCAUUUCGAGGAUUUGUGAGAGGCGGUAAGAUCGAGCAAAAAACAUAUACUGUAACCAAAGGAUUGACUUACACUUUUGAAGAGUAUAACAUUCUACUAAAAUUGAAUCAGUUUUUAAAUUCGAGACUUAUGCCUAUUCCUUCAGAUCCUAACGAUAUUUUUAGCCUUUCUCCUUCUCAGUUCUUAAUUGGGGCCUUACUUUCACAGCCUGUUUCGAAAAAUUACAUUGAUAUUCCAGACAAUCACUUGUCGAGAUGGCAACACAUUCUGAAAUUGAAACAGCACUUUUGGCACAGAUGGCAGAAAGAGUAUCUCCAUCAUCUUCAAAACCAAACCAAGUGGACCACGGAGGUGGAAAAUUUAAAGACUGACACAGUCGUAUUAUUAGCAGAAGAAAACCAGACUCCUCUGCAGUGGAUCUUGGGCCGAGUUGUGAAGGUCUAUCCAGGAACGGACGGCGUGGUGCGAGUCGCAGAUGUCAAAACAUCGCACGGACAAUUUCGAAAAAGUUAAAAAAACUUUGCACUUUACCAUGUGACGAUUAAUUACCGAGAGUCUCCUUUCUUUGUUGUUUGUUAUAGUACAUUGUUCAUGCGAGAGUUUAAUGUCUAGGAAGCGAUCUAGGAAGAUAAGGUCUAAUUUUGUUUAUUAUUUUAAUUUAGUUUAUUACUUUAAGUUAGUUUGGUUUACCUAAACCAGAGUUUAUUCUUAUAUUCAUAACUCAAUAUAAUAUCUUUCUUCGUUUUGAUCAUUCCAUUUAGUUUGAAAAUUUAGAUUUCAAGGCGGCCAGGAUGUUAGAGCCGCAUUGAGUCGAGUAGCGAGCAACCGCACGUCGGUCGAAAAAUCGAUUUCUUGAUCUUUUGAUUUUCGCAAGCAGUCUUAAUAUAUAUGUACGCUUAACUUUGUUCGUUCAGAUGAGAGCUCUCUUUUAAUAAACCGUAAGAGCAUCAAA
Solenopsis invicta (red fire ant) is the source of this 4625-nucleotide messenger RNA. RefSeq lists its product as uncharacterized. The record is from RefSeq and is a predicted model, not a curated record. Bases 1195 to 3198 code for a protein of 667 amino acids. The transcript is spliced from 2 exons. NCBI's taxonomy places the organism in Eukaryota, Metazoa, Arthropoda, Insecta, Hymenoptera, Formicidae.